Molecule: messenger RNA, 876 nt
Organism: Sphaeroforma arctica JP610
Lineage: Eukaryota; Ichthyosporea; Ichthyophonida
Product: glutaredoxin
Exons: 3
Coding region: 117-656 (179 amino acids)
Source: RefSeq, a predicted model, not a curated record
UGUAAAACUAAUCAAAUAUCUUUCGUUAAACCUGCGCAGCUCUAUUUAAAAUAGCUUCCUUCCUAUCUCGGCUUAUACCCAGCAAUUUUGAAAUAUUAACAUCAGAUAUAUUCAAAAUGUUCCGAUCUUGUCUUCUCCGCUCAAGUCGUCUGGCAGUAGCUGCCAACGCAACCAGCCGAACAUUCACAACCAGCUUCAGGUCGACCCUCUUACAGACGCGCGCAUCGCCGUCAAGAUCGGUGCUUUUACACAGAGGUGUGAACGCAAAUGCCUUGUUGACUAAAUAUGCGCGUACGUACACGUCAGAUACCGACAGAGAUAUCAAGGCUAAGAUAGAGGAGGUCAUCAAGGCUAACAAAUUGGUUGUAUUUAUGAAGGGUGUCCCUGAGGCUCCCCAGUGCGGUUUCUCGAACGCCGUGUCGCAGAUUUUGAGCAUGCACGGGCUGAAGGACUACGUUAGUUUCGAUAUUCUGCAGGAUCAAGAGCUUCGACAGGCUAUCAAGGAGUAUUCUGAUUGGCCCACUAUCCCGCAAGUGUACAUCGAUGGUGAAUUCGUCGGUGGGUGCGAUAUCAUCCUGGAACUGCACAAGACUGGCGAGCUCAUCAAUGUGCUGAAGGAAGCUGGUAUUGAGUCCACGAUGCCAACCGAAGAGUAGAGUUCAAUAUAACAUUAGAAUGCCCGUUCGUGAAGGCACAACACCCCCAGAGCCCUCUAUUCUUCCUAGUUAUCUAUAGAUGCAAGCUACGUGUAUUCGCUUGGGGUCAGAGAAAUUAGACAUGCUCGGCUGUAUCGAUUACUGUGGAGAUGUGCUCAAGCUUGCCAUCUACGGUAACAACGAUAAAAGAUGCAAAUCUAAUACAUAUUCUCUGCAAGGG